This is a messenger RNA of Solanum verrucosum, 1988 nucleotides long. Its product is annotated as chitinase 2-like. Lineage: Eukaryota; Viridiplantae; Streptophyta; Magnoliopsida; Solanales; Solanaceae. Bases 821 to 1849 code for a protein of 342 amino acids. The record is from RefSeq and is a predicted model, not a curated record. Gene Ontology annotation, biological process: carbohydrate metabolic process. The transcript has a single exon.
GCAUUUCACCAAAACGCAAAACAUGUCAAUUAGACUGACCAGCAGCUCUAUUCAAGUCUAAGCAUGUAGACGUGUUACAACACCUAUACCUGAGUACAGAUAUGUUAUAAAAUGCAGCAGCAUGCGUGAAUAUAAAGGUUAAGACUAGCAGGCACUUGGUUUCCAUUAUUAUGCCUUGAAUUAGUCGCCUAGAAAAUACACAAUUAAGAAUUUUCUGGUUUCAAAAGCAAGCAAUCCGUUCAGUAUCUUGAGUAAAGAAAGUAAAACGUACAAGUUCCUUGACCAGCUUGCAGUCCCACCAGCAUAUGUCCUGUAUUUUCCCAAACCCUUGCACUUUGCUUCAUCUGCAUCAUCACUCUCAAUGCAUUUGGCGCGAAAUAUUUCUAGGCAGAUGGAUUUACCUGGUUUAACUUUCAAUAUCAUGUGAGAAUUAGAUAGAAGUGAGAAAAGCUCUCCAAAAUUGUGCUACUACUAUGUUAUUCAAGUGAAGAACCACCAUUUAGUGUCUAUGUACAAGCCUUUCAAACAUCCUGCGGAAUAACUUAUUCCAGCUUAUUCUUACAAACAAGAAAAAGACAAUGCAGUACCAGCCGUUCAAAGCAUUCAUACCCCACAAGUUGUCAUAUAAACUGUCCAAAUUCGAUCACUUACCUAAGAAGAAACAAUUGAGCCGUCCUUAGAAAUGCCAAGAAAGUCAAUGAUUGGCUUCCAGCUGACACAUAAUCUAUUAAUAGUAUGGAUGCUUACAAAACCAGGUCCUGAAAAGAGACAAAACUCACAAAAGAACAAAUAGAAUCUAAACCUUAUAGGGUAGUCGGCAAUGCAUACAACAAAUGCCUUGUUGAAGGAGAAAUAUUUUAAUAGGCAUCUACUUUGGUUAAAUACCAAUAAGAAGUACAAGGGAUCCUUCCAACUACAACAAAUCAUGAAGUCCUUAAAAUUCUGCAUCUCUCUUCUUGUCCUUCAAGCUCUCUUCAACAUUUUCCCUACGAUCGAGGCAGUUCCAGCAUUCUGCCCUGGGGUUUUCAGAGAAUACAUUGGAGCUGAGGGCAAGAAUGUCACAUUCUCUGAUGUCCCAAUUAAUCCAAAUAUUGAGUUUCACUUCCUCCUAUCCUUCGCUAUAGACUACACGAACACAAAAUCACCAGAACCCACUAAUGGUGACUUCCUGGUUUAUUGGGACACUGAUAACCUCACCCCUUCUCAUAUUUCUUCCAUCAAGGCUAAGCAUAAGAACGUUAAGGUAGGAAUGAGUCUCGGUGGUGAUACAGUGAAUGGUAAAAAUGCCACCUUCACUCCUACUUCAAUUACUUCUUGGGUGAGAAAUGCAAUAUAUUCAAUCACCAAGAUAGUGAAAGAGUAUAACCUGGACGCAAUAGAUAUAGAUUAUGAACACUUCAAUGCAGAUCCAGAUACAUUCGCCGAGUGCAUUGGGAGACUGUUGUACUAUCUUAAACAGAACAAUGUCGUCACUUACACAUCAAUAGCCCCAUAUGCAGAUGAUUCAGUGCAGGUGCACUAUUUAGCACUCUGGAGAAAGUACGGUCAUCUAAUAGACUAUGUCAACUUCCAAUUUUAUGCCUAUGAAAAGGGCACAACCAUUCCUCAGUUCCUACACUACUUUGAAACUCAGAUGUAUAACUAUAAAGGAGGCAAGAUUCUAGUUAGCUUUGGAACUGACAACAGUGGUGGCUUGUCUCCUAGACAUGGAUUCUUUGAUGCAUGCAGCAUACUAAAGAGUCAGGGAACACUUCAUGGUAUCUUUAUUUGGUCUGCAGAUGACUCUAUAAAAGAUCAUUUUCUAUAUGAAAAGCUGUCACAGAACCUCUUAGCAAGUGCAACCGUUUAAGAUAAUCCUUUGUAGGCCAUGUUCCGUGUUUGAAGUAGUUCGCUUACUGUGGUCUUAACAUCAAAAAUCCAGAUUUACAAUUUCUAAAGGUGCUAAAAACUUAAUCUUUGCAUAAGUAUUGAGUAGUAUAGUCUGUUUA